Venustampulla echinocandica is the source of this 2580-nucleotide messenger RNA. RefSeq names its product putative SAP1-member of the AAA-protein family. Lineage: Eukaryota; Fungi; Ascomycota; Leotiomycetes; Helotiales; Pleuroascaceae. The transcript is spliced from 3 exons. Gene Ontology annotation, molecular function: ATP binding; ATP hydrolysis activity. The record is from RefSeq and is a predicted model, not a curated record. Bases 1 to 2580 code for a protein of 859 amino acids.
AUGCGAAACAAGUCUGUGUCGGCGUCGCUGCAGAAGACGUACGACGAGUGCUAUCUGGUUUGCUCCACGGCCGUGUAUUUUGAGAGCCAGGGAAACGAAGCUGAGGCCCUCCGAUCGUGGCGCACCGCACUCGACCAGAUCUACUACCACAAUGCCUACCGUGUGCCCGCGAACUACGUCCCCAAAUCCGAGACGGACAAGGCCCUGAAAGACAGCCUGCGUGACAUGGAGAUGCAGUGCAAAGAACGGGUUGAUCUGUUGGAAGCACUGCGAGCCUCGCGAUUAGAGAAGGCUACUACGGAGAUGUCCAUGGAACCAAGCAACGGGAAGAUCCAGAAACAAACGCCUAGAAAAUCUUCUGACACAAACCGCGAGAACAAUGAAAGGGGAUUUAUUGGCGGUGGAUCGAUUCCUGCUAUAAACUAUGCCGGCAUCUCUAAACCCCCCCCGCUACCCCAGAGACCAGGUUUGACCGCGAAACAUAGUUCGGAGAUUGCGGUUGUAGGAAGCAAGUCGCCUAGUUACCCAAAUUAUAUGUCUCCGAGAGAAGGAAUGGGGAGCUCGUCGGGGAUGUUGGCGCCACCUACGAAGAAACCGUCGAGGAGUCCCAGCCCUGAUAGGUCGAGGAAGAUGUUGCACACGCUGAGAUCAUCUGACCGACCAGGGAAGAAGCCCAGCCCUAAACGGUCUACGACCUCAGGAUCACGGAUAGAAAAUACUGUUACGAACAAAGCGGCUACUUUAGCAUGGCAAGCAUUAGGGAAAGGUAACAAAGACAAAGUUGGACGGAGCUUGGACAAGGAUGUUAAUACUAGCUCUGCCACGCUCCCGGAUCUGAGUCGGAAAGAUAGUAUAGGUGAUCCUGCCUUAGGAAGAACGGGAUCGAACAAUGUCCGUUAUGAUAGCAAGACACGAAGUUUGGUCCCUGAUCACCGGAAACCCCCCAGCCCGAAAGACUUAUUAACCGGGGAUCCCGAACUAUUUAGAGCUACACGCCGUUCAAAUGGAUAUCCAUUUCCACCCACAGAUCCAGGACAGCCUGGUGCUGUUUCUGGGUCAAUGCUCAAGCCUUCUGCUGUUCAUGAUCUUAUUGAUCUUGAGCCUCCUUCUGCCCCUGAGUCUAGCGCCCCACGACGUAGAAGAACCCCGCCUGCUCCACCAACCCGUCCAAAACCACCUCCAAAGCUUGAGGCCGUUCACUAUCCUGCAUAUCUUGAAGAAUAUCCGGAAACGACAGCUAAGAGGACUAAGGCUGAAGGUGAAAUGCUUCGGAACGCUGCAGCGAAAGAAGCUACCCAGAACAGAAGUCCUCCUACAGCGUCUAGGAAGCUGGUACCUCCCGCCGCUCCGCCGUCUAGACUCCGUGAUCGUCGAGAGGAAUCUCGACCUACAGAACGAACAGGUGCCAAGAAAGUGAAGAAAGAAGAUGCAUCCUCUUACAGUAUGGAUGAUGAUACAGUUAGUAGCAGUGAUAAGGCAUCAGGAACCGAAAAGAAGCGCAGGCAAAAGCAGAGAGAGAGCCCUAUCCUCGAGGAUCCCGUAACACCAACUUCAGACGACGAUUCAGACGAGGAAGAAUCGGAUCAUGGGAACCGCGCUUGGGAAGAAAAGGUCGCAUACUUAAUGAAGAAUCUGCCGAAAGGGGUGGAUCCAACCGCCGCGAAACAGAUUUUCAAUGAGAUUGUAGUCCAUGGAGAUGAAGUGCAUUGGGAUGAUGUUGCAGGAUUAGAUAUUGCGAAGAAUGCAUUGAAAGAGGCUGUUGUGUACCCCUUCCUCCGCCCAGAUCUCUUUAUGGGUCUGCGCGAACCAGCUCGUGGUAUGCUCCUAUUUGGGCCCCCAGGAACAGGCAAGACGAUGCUCGCUAGGGCUGUGGCUACAGAGUCUAAAUCGACAUUCUUCUCUAUAUCUGCAAGCAGUCUCACAAGCAAGUAUCUAGGCGAAUCCGAGAAACUCGUCCGCGCCCUCUUCACACUAGCCAAAUCCCUAGCGCCAAGUAUCAUUUUCGUUGACGAAAUCGACUCCCUCCUCUCCUCGCGCUCUGGAAGUGGAGAGCAUGAAGCAACAAGACGUAUCAAGACGGAAUUCCUCAUCCAGUGGAGCGACCUGCAGCGAGCAGCAGCCGGCCGAGAGCAGACCGAAAAGGAAAAGGAGAAGGGUGAUCCCAGUCGGGUCCUUGUCCUUGCGGCGACAAAUUUACCGUGGGCUAUUGAUGAGGCUGCGAGGAGAAGAUUUGUCCGAAGACAAUAUAUCCCCUUGCCUGAGGGCGAGACUAGGGCGACGCAGUUGAGGACUUUGCUGGGUCACCAGAAACACAGUCUUAAUGCCGAUGAUAUCCAGACGUUGGUGGAGCUAACUGAUGGCUUCUCCGGCUCCGAUAUCACGGCUCUGGCAAAAGAUGCAGCAAUGGGUCCUCUUCGCUCGCUGGGUGAAGCUCUCCUUCAUAUGUCCAUGGAUCAGAUUCGUCCUAUUCAAUUCAAGGACUUUCAGGCUAGUCUAAUUAACAUUCGGCCAAGUGUUAGUAAGCAGGGUCUGAAGCAGUUCGAGGAUUGGGCGAAGGAGUUUGGUGAGCGUGGGGGUUAG